Molecule: messenger RNA, 2547 nt
Organism: Mercenaria mercenaria
Lineage: Eukaryota; Metazoa; Mollusca; Bivalvia; Venerida; Veneridae
Product: transcription factor EC-like
Exons: 8
Coding region: 163-1740 (525 amino acids)
Biological process (GO): regulation of transcription by RNA polymerase II
Cellular component (GO): nucleus
Molecular function (GO): RNA polymerase II cis-regulatory region sequence-specific DNA binding; protein dimerization activity; DNA-binding transcription factor activity, RNA polymerase II-specific
Source: RefSeq, a predicted model, not a curated record
AAAUCUAGAUUUUAUUCUUUGAUCUAAGAUUGUCAAAAAGGAACAGUGUAAGACUUGCUUCAUAAGUCUGGCCUAAAACGACAUUACGAAACCAAAAAAAAAAGUAUAUAACUGUAAACAUUGUUUCUACUGAUCAAAACAACUCCGGAGUCCCACUUAGCUAUGUCCGAUUUCAUUUGGAGCUAUAAAAAUUUAAAAGAUGAUCACAAAAAUUCUGAUUAUGAUAGUUUCAAACAUCUAUUAUACGGUUCCCGUAACACGCCACAAAGUGACCGUGCUCGCUUCUUUAGCCUCAACCACGGGAUAAAUAAUUCUGGAGAAAACUGGGACAAUCAAUACAAAGCAAGGCGGCGAACAGACUUUAGAAAUAAAUUUAGCGGCAGCGAAAGGGCUUAUCAAGACAUUGGAAGUACAUACCGACGGGAUAGUUACUGCAGGAAGGAUGACAGAAAAGAGUAUUGGGAUUUUGAUGAACUUGAAAGGUUGUCCUCGUGUUUGAUCCAAUUUCUUGGCGAAGCUAGAAAGGACGGCAAGUUACGGAAAAAGUUGGAACAUCCGGCACAAAGCAAUGUUAUACAACAGUCAAAACCGCGCAAUGCAAUUAGUGUCGGAGACCCACCGCCGCACAAUGUCGCGAAGGUUCAGUCAAGUACAGACACAAUACCAGCAUCUUUCAGCAACGUAAACACACAAACAAACGCCGACAGUCCGUUGUCGGUUGGUUUAUGGAACACUCCUUUCAGCACUUCUGAGUUACGGAAUAAGUUAGAACAUCCGGCACAAAGCAUUGCUAUACAACAGUCAAAACCUCGCAAUGAAAUGAGUAUCGGAGACCCACCGCCACACAAUGUCGCAGAGGUUCAGUCAAGUACAGACAUAAGACCAGCAUCUUUCAGCAACGGAAACACACAAACAAACGCCGACAGUCCGUUGUCGGUUGGCUUAUGCAACACUCCUUUCAGCAUUUCUGAGGUCGACAGUAUCCUAAACGACUUGCAUGACCUUGACUCCCAAGAAAACAUGGAGGAUGAUCUAAACUACAUUACGCCAUCCCUUUGCCAUGCUGCGCCUGUGGCACCAGUGGUCCCGAACUGCAUGUUCCCUAUGCACAAAGGACCAGCUCCAACAACUCUUGCAACCGCUCCACGAGAAAACAGUGCCAAACCAUGGGACAAGGAAAGAAAAAAGAAAGAAAACCAUAACAUGGUUGAAAGGAGGAGAAGAAUUCAUAUAAACGAAAGAAUAAAGGAGCUUGGAUCGUUGCUGCCUAAUAAUGGGGACACCAAAUUACGACACAACAAAGGGUCUGUGCUUAAGGCAACCGUCGACUACAUCAAACAACUGCAGAAAGAAAAAGAACGUUUCGACAAGAUAGAGGAAAUGGUCAGACAAAACUACAUUUUAUACAAGAAGAUGUUGUUACGAAUACAGAGGCUGGAGGCUAUAAUGAAUAUUCUGAGUUUGAACAAAAUCUUUCAAGACAGCUUACAAGAAAUAGCUUCCAUUGCACAGACGCAUAAAGUGAAUACUAUGACCAUAUCUUCACAAGUUAAAUCAGGAGGACCCCAGUCGGUCCCGUCGGGGACCAACGCUCAUGCAAAUACAACAUCGGCCAGGAACCAGUCCGCCGCAAUGUUUUCAGCAGAGACGGAGAACAUGGACUAUGAUGACGUCAUGAGUGAUUGUUCUGAUGACUCAUUGUAUUCGUCCUCAUCUGGAAGUCCGAACAGCUUAGCCUAAGAGGCACUUAUAGAGAGUGAAUAAACUAUAUUUAUAAAGAUAUAUGUAACUUUUUAAUUGUACAGCAAUCGCUUACAUUUCCUUUGUUCAAGAGUCAUGUUAUAUGUUAAAUGGGAUAUGAAAGUCUGCAAACGAUUCAUAAAGAGAAUACGUAGAAUCAUAAAGACCAUUUAAAACCAUUCUUUCAACGCUUAAAAAAUCAGAAUCGGAUGUGUUUUUAAAACAUUUAACAUUUUUAGACUUGGAUUACAAAUUUAGAAUGGCGGAUUUUGAACUUUUUGACUUCUCUGACACACUUAAUCAGAGUAUUUGUUAUAAUGUCUUUGAAUUUAAAUAUAAGUAUGCUAUAAUAUCUAGCUUCUUUCUCCCUUGUGAAAGAGAUACUAUAUUGCUAAGACUUGAAUAACUAUCACACUUACUUAAGUGUUUCAACGUUGCAUUUAUUCGCGAUUGUAACCACUAAGAUGAACCGCCGGCUGACAUUUGCAUUAUUUUCGUAAAAUAUAAGAUACAGAAGCCUGUGCUAUUUCCUCAAAACAAGCUGACAAAUUUUAUAUAAUUUUGACAACAGCGAAAAUGAAAAUUAACAAUUCGAACACAAAAACACUUAACAUUAAUAAUUUAUAUAUUAUGUCACCAUAAAUGGGACCACAAAGUCAAAGUAAUAACUGACUGGUUGGCUCUUAAAACACAAUAAGUAUAUUAUGUGAGACUUAUAUUUGACUUCACAAGAAAAGGGGCACAUUUGUGUUGCUAUUAUGUUGUCUUUAUGUCUAAUGUAACUAUUAAACAAGAGUUUACAACCUA